Cajanus cajan (pigeon pea) is the source of this 1540-nucleotide messenger RNA. Its product is annotated as UDP-glycosyltransferase 76B1. Lineage: Eukaryota; Viridiplantae; Streptophyta; Magnoliopsida; Fabales; Fabaceae. Gene Ontology annotation, molecular function: quercetin 7-O-glucosyltransferase activity; quercetin 3-O-glucosyltransferase activity. The record is from RefSeq and is a predicted model, not a curated record.
GAGAAAAAGCAGAGAAGUGACAGAAGGAGAGAGGAAAUGGAGGGAGUGGAAAGAAAGGGGCGGAGGUUGUUGCUUAUCCCUUUGCCACUCCAAGGUCACAUAAACCCCAUGCUCCACCUCGCUCAGAUCCUCUACUCCAACGCUUUCUCCAUCACCAUCCUUCACACAACCUUCAACUCCCCAGACCCUUCUAACUACCCUCACUUCAACUUCUCUUGCAUCCAAGAACCUUCCUCCCUCUGCCUCUCCCAAUCCUCUGCUUCCCAUCUCUUGAAUUUCCUCCUCGCUCUCAACGCUCAAUGCGUCACGCCAUUCCAGGAGUGCGUCACAAAGUUACUGUCGGAGGAACCUCAACCUGUGGCCUGCUUGAUCUCCGAUGCUUUGUGUUACUUCACACAAGGCGUCGCCGACAAGCUUCGCCUCCCCAGGAUUGUGCUGAGAACGGGUGGAGUUUCUUCCUUCGUUGCUUUCGCCGCGUUUCCCUUUCUCAGACUAAAAGGUUACAUUCCCAUACAAGAUUGCAAAUUGGAGGAGGCAGUGACAGAGGUACCACCACUGAGAGUGAAAGACUUACCUACGGUGAAGACAGAGGAGCCAGAGAAAUACUAUGAAUUAUUACACAGAUUUGUCAACGAGACCAAGAAUUCCUUGGGAGUGAUUUGGAACUCCUUUCAGGAGUUGGAAUCAUCUGCACUAACAAAACUGAGCCAAGAGUUUUCCUUUUCCAUGCCAAUGUUCCCAAUAGGUCCCUUUCACAAGUACUUUCCUACUUCUUCUUCUUCUUCUUGUAGCAGCUUAAUAUCACAAGACCAAAGUUGCAUCUCUUGGUUAGACAAACACUCACCCAACUCUGUGCUCUACGUGAGUUUUGGGAGUGUUGCUGCAAUAACUGAGACAGAUUUCUUAGAGAUAGCUUGGGGUUUAGCCAACAGCAACCACCCUUUUUUGUGGGUGGUUCGACCGGGCCUGAUCAUGGGCUCAAAAUGGCUCGAACCCCUACCAAGUGGGCUCAUGGAGAAUUUGGAAGGCCGGGGCCUCAUAGUGAAAUGGGCCCCCCAACUAGAAGUCUUGGCCCACUCAGCAGUUGGUGCAUUUUGGACUCAUAAUGGUUGGAAUUCAACCUUGGAGAGUAUUUGUGAAGGGGUUCCUAUGAUAUGCAUGCCAUGUUUCACGGACCAAAAAGUGAAUGCAAGGUAUGUGAGUCAUGUUUGGAGGAUUGGGUUGCAACUAGAAAAUGGUGUGGAGAGAGGGGAAAUAGAAAGGGCCAUUAGAAGGUUGAUGGAUGUGAAUGCUGAAGGGAAGGAGAUUAGAGAUAGGGCCUUGAAAUUGAAGGAAGAGGUAAAGCUUUGCUUGAAAACAGGUGGUUCCUCUUGCUCUUCUUUGGAAGCCUUGGUUACUUACAUUCUGUCAUUAGAGUCAUCUACUUUUCAAGCCUCUUGAUUAAGUUCAUGCUAAACUGUUUGAAGUGCAUUGAUAGGAUCUUUCAUUGUUUAUUUAAAAACAUAUGGAACAUGCUACAAAAUAAUUUUCUUUGGCUGAU